Astyanax mexicanus (Mexican tetra) is the source of this 8260-nucleotide messenger RNA. It is a transcript of the gene dagla, whose product is annotated as diacylglycerol lipase, alpha. The transcript is spliced from 22 exons. The record is from RefSeq and is a predicted model, not a curated record. The coding region runs from base 650 to 4018 and encodes 1122 amino acids. Lineage: Eukaryota; Metazoa; Chordata; Actinopteri; Characiformes; Acestrorhamphidae. Gene Ontology annotation, cellular component: postsynaptic membrane; dendrite membrane. Gene Ontology annotation, biological process: lipid metabolic process.
GAUAUACACUCACCGUAUAAAUACCGAAAUAAAUAAAUAAAUAACCACACACUCUCUCUCUCACACACACACACUAACCUAAACACUCCAACACACACACACAGAGCUGUGUCAGUCUCCGCGCGCGCGUACGCACACACAAACACUGGGCUGGGCUUCCACUGGGCUGGUGCAGAUCCCGGCUCGGCGGACAGGCUGACCGCCCCGCAGCCCCGGAUACCCCGACACGACAACACGCGCGCACAGAGAGCAGCAGAUCAAAUAUAGGGAGGGGGGUAUCGCCGCGGUUUGGGACACAGCCGCUCCAUUGAUGACACACACUCUCUCUCUCUCUCUCACACACGCACGCACGCACACACUGAGGCGCGGAGCCGGAUCUCUCUGGGUGUGUUGGUGCGUGUGCGCGCCUGACUGAGUGGCUGAGCGUGCGUGUGUGUUUUAGGGUGGGGUGGCGGGGGGUGUACAGGGACACUGGAAGGCCCGGACAGUGUGUGAGAGGCAGUGUGUGAGAGAGGAUGAGAGUGUCAAAGAGUGUUUAGGUUACGGCUUGGAUUCGUGGUCUGUGUUGGAUUGGUGGAGGAUGGGAGAGCGCGAGGACACGGCAAAGCACGAGGGGCUGUGGAAAACACCUACAUAAUACAGGGCAGUGAUGCCGGGCAUGGUGAUGUUUCGGCGGCGCUGGUCAGUUGGCAGUGAUGACCUGGUGCUGCCUGCUCUCUUCCUCUUUAUACUGCACUGCAUAUGGCUGGUGGUCCUGUCCGUGGUUCUGUUCGGCCUGCCGUACGGUUCGGACGAGUCGUGCUCCGUCACGCUGGUGGACCACGGCCGUGGCUACCUGGGGAUCCUGGUGAGCUGCCUGAUCUGUGAGAGCGCCAUCAUGUGGCUGAGCAUGAGGGGCAGCAUCCUCUACACUCAGCCUAGAGAGGCCGUGCAGUACGUCCUCUACAUUCGACUGGCCAUCCUACUGGUGGAGUUGGUGUACGCUGUGGUCGGCAUCGCCUGGCUGGUGCAGUACUACCAACCCUGCUCUGAUGACACUGCCAAGAACCUCGCUCUGGGAAUCGUGGUGUGUAACUGGUUGGUUAUCUUCAGUGUGUGUUUCACCAUGAUGUGCACAUUUGACCCCACGGGCCGAACAUUUGUCAAGCUAAAAGCCACGCGCCGACGACAACGUAACCUGACAACGUACACGCUUAGAGAAAUCCCAAACCUGUGCUGGACUCUGGCUCUCCAGGACCGAAGUUACACUCCUCUGACUCUGUCGCUCAGGCACAGGUUGGAGGAGGGGCAAGCCAGUAGUUGGAGUCGGAGGUUGAGGUUCUUUAUGUGCUGCACCAGAGCGCAGGACUCUCAGUCUGAUGCGUACUCCGAGGUGGCCAGUCUGUUUGCGGAGUUCUUCAGGGAUCUGGACAUCGUGCCCAGUGACAUCAUCGCUGGCCUGGUGCUCCUCCGACAGAGGCAGAGAGCCAAGAGAUCUGCCAUUCUGGACCAGCCAAACAACGAUAUUCUAGCCUUCCUCUCUGGAAUGCCUGUAACACGCAGCACACGCUACCUGGACCUCAAGAACUCGACGGAAAUGGCCAUGUAUAAAGAGGUGUGUUACUACAUGCUGUUCGCGAUGGCUGCGUACGGCUGGCCCAUGUACCUGCUGAGGAAACCAGCCUGCGGACUCUGCAGACUGCUCAGCUCCUGCACCUGCACGUCUGGAUCUGGCUCUCGUCUCUCUCAGUCCGUCACAGUAGAGGAGGAUAACUGCUGUGGUUGUAAUGUUCUGGCCAUCCGUCGCCAGUUUCUGGACCGAGACCUCAAACAGGUCCAGAUUGUCUACACAUCCUGCCACGAUGCGGUGUAUGAGACACCGUUCUUUGUAGCAGUGGAUCAUGGGAAGAAGAAAGUUGUCAUCAGCAUCAGAGGAACACUGUCACCUAAAGAUGCUCUGACUGAUCUCACUGGGGAUUCAGAGCGUUUGCCCGUUGAGGAACAGCAUGGGGUCUGGCUCGGGCAUAAGGGAAUGGUUUACUCCGCAGAGUACAUUAAGAAGAAGCUGGAGCAGGAGAUGAUCCUCUCUCAGGCCUUUGGGAGAGAUUUGAGUAAAGGAACCAUGCAUUACGGGCUGGUGAUCGUGGGCCACUCCCUCGGUGCCGGAACCGCCGCCAUUCUCUCCUUCCUGCUCCGCCCACAGUACCCCACCCUGCACUGCUACUCCUACUCUCCGCCCGGUGGGCUCCUGAGUGAGGAUGCUAUGGAGUACUCUAAAGAAUUUGUGACAUCGGUGGUGUUGGGAAAAGACCUUGUGCCCAGGAUUGGUCUUUCUCAGCUUGAGGGUUUCCGUCGGCACCUGCUUGAAGUCUUACAGAAAAGUGAUAAGCCAAAGUGGAGGAUUAUUGUCGGGGGUACUAAGUGUAUUCCUAAGACUGAGCUGCCGAUGGAAGAUGACCCGCCUUCUCAGGGUGUGACUCCCUCCAACUCCCGCCUGUGUUUACACCCCAGUGACCUGAGCAUCGCCCUGUCCGCCUCCACCCCCCUCUACCUGCCCGGCCGCAUCAUCCACGUGGUCCACAACCACCCCCCUGAGACCUGCUGUGGUCAGGAAGACCCCACAUACUCGGCUUUAUGGGGUGAUAAUAAAGCCUUCGAUGAGGUCAUCAUCUCUCCGGCCAUGCUGAAUGAGCACAUGCCUCACGUGGUGAUGGAGGGCCUCAAUAAGGUUUUGGAAAACUAUAACAAGGGGAAAACGGCUCUCCUGUCGGCGGCGAAGAUCAUGGUCAGUCCUACAGAGGUGGACCUGAAUGCAGAGACCAUAUUUCUCGGAGCCUCCAACUCCCAGCAGCCCUCACCGCCUGCACACCACCGCAGAAACAGCAGCGUGCGUUCCUGCGCACGCUCAGAGAUUUCCCUGGAUGGAUUUUCGGAGUGUCCUCCUCCGCCCAUCCCCAUCGUGCUGACUGGCGCCCGCGAGAGGCUGACCGUGGAGCUGCGUGAGCGCAAGGCGCCCCUGGCGGUGAUGGAGAGCCUUUCAGACGUGGACUCCGUCUACAGCCUGGACUCUCGCCGUUCCUCCGCUGCGCUGAGGGGUUCGCCGUGCCUGGGCUCGCUCUCCUUCCCGCUGGAUGCUCCGAUCCCCGAGGAGAACCCGUCUCUGAGCUCCCGCACCGAGCUGCUGCCUGCCGACGGGCUACUCCAGGCGUCUCCGGAGCACGAGCUCGGGGAGUCCGGACCCUACUGCCCGACCCCACCGGAGCUGACCGUUCCCUCGCAACACCUCCUGCCCAAAUCGCUGCACCACAGUGGCCACGUUCCCCCACUUCUGCUCGGACAGACGGCCAUCAGUCAGCCGGCCCACCAGCAGAGGGUGGUCUCUCGGCCUUCUUCACAGGUGUUCGAAGCGAAUCAGCGGUUAUCCAUCAAUAACAGCCAGGAGAACAACCCCAGCACUCCCUGGACUGGAACUGUGGAGGAGGAGUGUGGGGAGGAUGAGAGGGAUGGAGAUCUAAGGUCGCCCCCUGCUGUCUCAGAGGACAAAAAACAGGUAGAUAAUCGAGCCGAGGUCAAAGUGGACAUGGAGCGCGGGAUGUCCCUCACCACUCCACUCUCCAACGGUAACCCCAGUCAGGCUGUACUGGAAUUUGCCCAGUACCUGGACUCCCUCUUCAGGCUGGACGGCAGUGGCUCUCCCCCGCUGGAGCUUUCUGAUGGGGAAUCGGAGUCUGGCAGGGGAUCCUGCAGUCAGGCGGAGGGUCAGUGCGAUGAUCAGCGCACGAAGGGUGCGGACAGGGACAGGCAGCUACUGGUCAGGGCCACGCUGGAGCCCAAUCUCGUCCCCAAACCUCCCCGCACCUUCGCCGGUUCUGCGGACCCUUCGUCCGGCAUUUCGCUCUCUCCGUCCUUCCCUUUGUCCUCGUCCGGAGAGCUGAAUGACCUUUCACCCCCCGAAGGUUCGCUACCGGUCAACCACUCUGCUCUACGAACUUCCACUGCCUGUCCUUACCCCGAGGACACGUUAUCGUCCAUGGUGUGAGCAACCCACAGACUUACCCACUACCCUGCUGGUGUAUGUACACUUCGGCUCCAAAAUCUGGAAUCACUGUUUUAUUUUAGAUACAAAAUCAUUACAAAUAUUGCUGCCUGCCACAUGGGGGCGCCGUGCUGCCAUACUGAAGUAGCUCUGCACAAAACAACCAGACAUCCACACAGAGUCUCAUUUUAUUUUCUGUUUACGUUUAAAUCAGUAUAUUGUGUCAGUAGAGAGUGUGUGGUGGCCAGAUUUUGCACAGAUAAAAUUGCAAAAAUGAAUAAGAGUGAAUAUCUCUCAGUUAACUCCUGAAAAUAUUCAAUAUGAGGCUCAAAUAGCAUUUAAUGUCUAGAGUGAAGUUCUAUUAACAUUUCAUAUACAGGAUGAGUUUUUACUAAAACAAAUAUCCAGAAUAGGGUUCUAAAAAAAGUUCUAAUGAGAUUAAUAACUAGAGUACUUUGUAUGUUAAAGUGGUGAUCAAAUCGUGAAACAGGAAACGUGACCAUCCUCAGUAUAGGAUGUAUAAGAUAGUAGAUUUCUGUCAUCAAUGUAUUUAAAAACUAAAAAGCUUCAUGUUGAAUCAUUUCAGUCUACACUUUUUACGCCAUCUGCACUGUGUCUGGAUGUCAACUAUUAUACAUAUAACAUUACAAACAGUGAUUCCAAACUUUUGAACAGCAGUGUAUAUUACACCCUUCCCUCCCUGAACAAAAGCAGUGGGUGCAUUUUCCUUGCUUUCUCGGACGAGCUCGUAGAAACCUGCAUGCGUAGCAAUGCAACCAGCCCACAACAUCCAGGCCAGGCGGGGGCGUCGGAGUCACAGCGCGCAGGAUAAACCUCACUUUCUUACUGUCCAGAUGUUUUCCACACUGAAUGCAGUCUGCCUCGCGCAUCACUGUUACACUUACAGCCUCCCGCCUCACGGGGGCGCCGGGCUGCUCCUAUAAAGACAUUAAAAACACAUUAGCGCUGCCGUACGGAUAAAGCUUUGCACAAAACGACCAGAAAUUCACAUCAACUCUAAUGUUAUCUUAUGUUUACAUUCAUAUCAGCGCCACUGAUAGUAGAGUGUGUGAAGUUGCCAGAUUUGCAGGGAUUCCUCUCACAGGGGACGAGACACGGAUGGCCAAAAGGGACAGUGUGUUUUAAAGGGGGAGAGGUUACUGUUGGUUUUGAUCAUUUCUGCAUAAUUUAGAGGUUGAGAAUGAGGCAUUCAGAGCGGGUUUGGUGAAUGGAACCAGACUGCAACAUAAAUAUAGCCUUUCUGUUACUAUCCAGUGGGAACUGUUACACUGUUGUUUUCCUGCACAGAGAUUAAGCCUAGUCUGAGAUUAUUAUCUUUUUCAGGAGAGACCCCUUCCUGGGAAACCAGCCCAAAAUAUUUUUCGCACUAUAAGGCACACCAGAUUAUAAAGCUCACUAUCAAUAAAUGCCUAUUUUCUGGUCUAUUACAGUGCGUAAAAUAUAAAAGGAUUUCUGUGCCGCAUGGCGCCCUGCAUACGGUGUAUCCCCCCACUAUUUUAAUAAAAUGUGAUUUCAAAACAGAUUUUACACCUGAAAUCUGUCUUCUCUAAAAGGCAUUAAACAGUUCAGACAUCUGCUCCUAUUCACCACCACUGUGAACAGUCCGGCACGUUUCUCCAGAACGCAGCAUUUAUCACUAAACCUACUCUGAAUGACUUUGUUUACAUUGGUUUAAUGAUGCGGAAAUUUUGGAAACAUGCUUGACUACCCCUUUAAUAAAGAGAAGCUAAUGCAAGAGAUUUGUAAUAAGGUGACGUUUCCUCAGGUUUUUAACGAACAGAGAUGAAGUAAAGUGGGUCUAAAUGGAACCCUGAUUUUUUAAUUUACAUUUUGGAGUGAAGGAGAUUUUGUGUGCAAUGUUCUGCUGAGUACAGCACGCUAAUGCUAACGCUAACGGGCGGCACUCCAGACUGUGCCUGUUGAAGCGCAGGGGCCAUUUCUGAUUUCUGAUUGUGUUAUGGUGUGCAUGAGAAAAUAACGAAUGCCUAUUUGUAAUAAUUAAUGAAUUCUUUGGUCAUUUUAUUUACAUUGUUGAUCCUUAUAUAAACACAAACACACUUUAAAGCUUUUUUUUAUUGUUUUGUUGCCAAAAGUAAACCCUGCCAAAUAUACAGUAUGUAGGAACUAAUACUGAAAUCAGUUUAAAAUAAGAUUAAUGGGAUUAAUAGAUCUUUAUCAGCACAAGUUUGACCUGUUUUCACUUUUAGAUCCACGUUGUAACAGUGAGAUGAACUGGAUGGCAUCAGGCAUGUACCGAACACUAAAAACCACCACAAUUCUCAAUCCCUUCUUCUUCUACUUCUUCUUUAGGCCAGACUGUCUUUAUUAAAGCGCUCGUUUCGUUACGCCUGAGCGCGGACUGCAAAAGAAGAUCACGCUCAACCAGAUCCAGUAGCAAACUGAUAUUUUUUAGGGAGUCUCAUCUGCAUUUUUAUCAUUUCUACUGUUGUUGUUAUAUUACAAUAAUUGGUGGUUUAUUAUCAUUAUGAUGAAUAUUUUAGUAACUGUUACAGUUUGACUUGCCUUUUAUAUUAUUUCUGAAUGAAGUUUUUUUCUUUCCUGUUUUCACUUCAGGCAUUUUGGCCUUUUUUAAUAGCAGGAACACGUUGUGUCCGUCUGGAGGGAAAAGUACAGCAGUGGGCCGAAACACUACAAACCAAAUUUAACACUAAUAUUAAUACACUUUAUUUAUAAAGCACAUUUAAUACAUGUGAAUGCGGCUCAGUGAGCUUUAUGGAGUCAGAAACUGGAUUUACACUAGAGUGCAUUAAUGAGAAUGAUGAAUUUCACACUGUUAGUGUUUUAUAACUAAAUUAAGUAGCCCCGCCCCAAAUGCUAAUGACUUCAAAUCCUUCUUUGUGUGAAGCUAAAAGAAGGAUUCUUGGACUCGUUCAGGAUCAUACAGGAUCUUUGAGCUGUAUACACUGAUAUGCCAGAUGUCAGGGGACAUAGUAGAAUUAUUACAUCCCAAGAACGCUGCUCUGACCUGUGGAAUAUGUGGGUGUGGUCUCCUCCACUUACCUGUGGGAUAUGUGGGUGUGGUCUCCUCUACUGACCUGUGGGAUAUGUGGGUGGGGUCUCCUGCACUGACCUGUGGGAUAUGUGGGCGGGGUCUCCUGCACUGACCUGUGGGAUAUGUGGGCAGGGUCUCCUGCACUGACCUGUGGCAUAUGUGGGUGUGGUCUCCUUUACUGACCUGUGGAAUAUGUGGGCGGGGUCUCCUACACUGACCUAUGGGAUAUGUGGACGUGGUCUCCUCUACUGACCUGUGGAAUAUGUGGGCAGGUGAUUACAGCCAGAAGCUGUGGGUCACCAUCAUUACCCCCCACUGCACUGUCCACUGUGUUCAUCCUUCAAAGAAACGCUUUAUGUCCAAGUUACAAACUGCUAUCCCGUGACUUUUGGCAUGGCAGUGUAGUUCCAUAUAGAACCACAUUUUCCAAAUAAUCUUUCCAAAAACGAUCCAAACAAACAGCAAAUACUGUUUCUCUAGGGACUAUUUUUUGCUGCACAACUCCCUGUGUGUAUCCCUCCUCCAUUUUAAUAUUAAAAAGGGUUUAGAGGAUGACUGGGCAAGUUUCCCUAGAUUGGAGGGAUUGAGAGAAAAAAUUUAAUGAGUUUUUAAGAUUAAUUUAAUUAGGCAGUAAUAAACCACAGUGUGGAAUAUAUUGGGGUUAACGGUUAAACUAACACACACUCACACACACACACACACACACACACACAGAAAGACACAGGUGUUCUAUAUAUUAUAAAUCGGAAAGGCCUCACAGCUGUGCUUUUCAAGGUGGUUUUGUACAGCACUGUCUUUAUUAUGUGAUUUAUUUAAUUUUAGGUAUAAACCCGUAUUAUUUUCAGUCAUUGAAAAAGAAUCCAGUGGGACAUUAUCAAGAAUAAUGGCUGUAUCAUGUAUCAUAGUGAUGACUUUAUCUGAAAUCUAUAGCUAUAUUGAUCAAUAUAUAUAUAUAUAUUAAUAUAUAAUUGAUAUAUAUAUAUAAAAUAAAUGGGAACAAACUAUUUAUCUGUGGAUAUUUUGCUGAUUCAAGAAAAUCAAUGAUGUAGCCAUUGGUCUUCAGAAGAAACACAUUUCUUUCUAUUGUCGCCAGCUACCUUAUCAGUCCUUACUUUUCAUGAAUGAGAAUGUAUUUAAGAUCUGCCUGCACACACACACAAACACACACUACCCUGCCUGUAAAAAAUAAAACAGUACAGAUUUCAGACAUA